GGAGGAUGAGCAGAGUUUCACAGCCACUGGUUGGGGGGCAGGUGGCUGCUUCUGGGGCAAGGUCCCUGCCAGGGCUCACAUCAGCCUCAGUCCCCUGAUCCCCGCUGUGAUCCCACCACCUCUGGACACUCUGCAGCAGAGAGACCUCAGACCAGACUGCUUCUGCUCCAGGGAGAGGAGGGAAUGCUGCUGGCCUCGCUGACAAGCCCUACUGUGUCCCCUACUCCUCGACAGUGGUCAGUGGCCUCUUGUAGAAGCCCUGGAAGAAGCAUUUCCCCACAGUCUUCCUCAAUUUGCUAAAGAAGGGCCAUGUCUGCCUUAGACCAGAGGAACCAGAGCACGGAGCACACAGAGCCUGAGAUGGACUACAUCCCCCCUCAGGUGAAACCAAGGGCUGAGAUGUUUGUCUUUAUCGAUGGGAAGUGGGUGAAUGACAUCUUCUCCCAGCCACGCUUUCCUUCCCACCAGAAACCCUUCAGCAAGAAGGCACAGAAUGAGUGGAGCAUCUGGGAGGAGAACAGAGCACUCUGGCAGGAAAACCAGGUUCUCUGGAUCAAAACCAGGAUGCUCUGGGAAGAAAACAAGGCCCUAAAAUAUCUCCAGUCACAGAACGAAUCUGUCCAGGUAAUUUACACUGAUGCUAUUCAGCAAAGCCUCAAGAACAAAAAUAAGCUGUUUCCACUCUUCCAAGAGAGGAGCAGAGGCUUUCAAUUCAGCCCAGGCAAAAAAGCUCUCCAGGCAGUCCAGGAAAAGAAUAAAAUCUUUGAGGAUUUCCAGCAGGACAAUAAAGCACUCCCUGCUACCUGGAGAGGCCAAAAAGCCCUCACUGUCCACAAAGAGAGCAAAGAUGCCGGCUCAGAUCUUCAGAAGAACACUGACACCAUCACAGCUGUGGCAAAGGGUAACCCUGGCCCAGUCCCCCAGCAGAAGCAUGAAGGUAAAAGGAAGAGCACUACCCCAACUCAGAAUGAGACUGAGUCUGCCCCAAGCAUGCCAGGAGAGCAUGAAAUCCUCCUGGUUCUCCAGGACGUACGUGAGCUCCUCCACACCUUCCUGAAAAUGAACCAUCCUCCUGGGGAGAAACAGUGCUGCCACAAUCUCUGUGAUGUGAACAGAUCCUUCCAAGAAGAUUACAAUAAACUGAAGCUGCAGCUGAAUGCUGUGAAGAACACUGUGUCAGACAUCACAGCUCAAAUGGAUAUGCUGGAGAAGGAGAUCAUUGCCAUCACUUCCCCCAUGUAUCAAGAAGCAGGGCAGAAGCAGGCAACUGGGCAUCAGCUUGGAAAUAUGUAAAGCUUGGGGAUAAGAACUCCUAGUUCAGAUCCCAGAAAGCUUCUCUCCUUUU
Messenger RNA from Ficedula albicollis (Collared flycatcher), 1345 nucleotides. RefSeq names its product spermatid associated (gene CBY2). The transcript has 2 exons. Bases 310 to 1293 code for a protein of 327 amino acids. The record is from RefSeq and is a predicted model, not a curated record. Lineage: Eukaryota; Metazoa; Chordata; Aves; Passeriformes; Muscicapidae.